Messenger RNA from Pungitius pungitius (ninespine stickleback), 4434 nucleotides. RefSeq names its product adenosine monophosphate deaminase 2b (gene ampd2b). The record is from RefSeq and is a predicted model, not a curated record. NCBI's taxonomy places the organism in Eukaryota, Metazoa, Chordata, Actinopteri, Perciformes, Gasterosteidae. Gene Ontology annotation, molecular function: AMP deaminase activity. Bases 175 to 2661 code for a protein of 828 amino acids. The transcript is spliced from 19 exons. Gene Ontology annotation, cellular component: cytosol. Gene Ontology annotation, biological process: AMP metabolic process; IMP salvage.
CAUCAGCUGCAGCCCAGGCAGUGUUAGUCUGAUUCGCUGCAGAGAGAUGCACUGCAGCUCCACGCUGGACCAACCAGUCAGGAAUUCCUCACAGCGCUCGCUUUCUCCACAGCUCUGACUCGCUCAUUUCACCUUUUCCCAUCACUGCCAGGCUGAACCACACAAUCUGAGACCAUGUCCUCCAACCUGCCCCCGGGGACUGCCACCGGGGCUAAAAACAAGCCCCUCUCCCCCUUUAGGAAGCGGGGCAGCUUGCAGUAUGCAGCCAGCACAGCUGAUCUCCGUGGUGCGCGCCACCUCCUCACUUCCCAGCAUUCCCUGCCUGGGAUCCCGGUGGCCUUGAAACAAUCCAUUGACCUGCGUACAUCCAUGGACGGGAAGUACAAGGAGAUUGCGGAGGAGCUGUUCUCACGCACCCUCGCUGAGAGUGAGAUGCGAAGCGCCCCUUAUGAAUUUCCAGAGGACAGCCCCAUUGAACAGCUGGAGGAGAGACGCCAGAGACUUGAGCGACAGAUCAGCCAGGAUGUGAAGUUUGAACCCGACAUCCUCCUGAGAGCCAAACAGGAGUUCAUGAAGACUGACAGCGCCACUGAUCUCGAAUACAUGAAGGAGCAGAGCCAGUCUCCUGACCUGCAGGAGAGAGAACCGGUUCCAGAGAAAGAGUACCAGCGAGUUGCUAUUUCAGGAGAGGAGAAAUGUGGGGUUCCCUUUACAGAUUUGUUGGAUGCAGCCAAGUGUGUGGUGAAGGCUCUGUUCAUCAGACAAAAGUACAUGGGUCUGUCGCUGCAGAGUUUCUGCAGGACCACCGCUCGCUGCCUCCAGGAGCUGAGUGAGAGACCUCCAGAGUUUGACAUCUGUGAGGAGGAGAUCCCAGAGGCCUCAGGUUCAAACGCAUAUGCCACAGGGCACCCACCUGCUUCUGGAAAGCACCCCUAUGAGAACCCCGACCCCGCCAGCAUGCCCCGUGAUACGGGUUACGGCUGCAAGAUGGUGGAUGGCGUCAUGCAUGUGUACACAACGAGGAGCGCUUUGGAAAAGAGCACAGAGCUGGACCUGCCCUACCCAGACCUGCAGGAGUAUAUCGCUGAUAUGAACGUGAUGAUGGCGCUCAUCAUCAACGGACCAGUAAAGUCCUUCUGCUACCGUCGUCUGCAGUACCUCAGCUCCAAGUUCCAGAUGCACAUUCUGCUCAAUGAAAUGAAAGAGUUGGCAGCCCAGAAGAAGGUCCCACAUCGCGACUUUUACAAUAUCCGUAAGGUGGACACACACAUUCACGCCUCAUCCUGCAUGAACCAGAAGCACCUCCUGCGUUUUAUCAAAAGGGCCAUGAAGAAGUAUCCUAAGGAUAUUGUGCAUGUAGAAAGAGGAAAGGGUCAGACGCUGAUGGAGGUGUUUGAGACCAUGAACCUGACGGCCUUUGACCUGAGCGUGGACACCUUGGACAUGCACGCGGACCGCAACACUUUUCAUCGCUUUGACAAGUUCAAUGCCAAAUACAACCCGAUUGGCGAAUCCAUCCUGAGAGAGAUCUUCAUCAAAACCGAUAACUACAUCGAGGGGAAAUACUUUGGACACAUUAUUAAGGAGGUGAUGGCGGACCUGGAGGAGAGCAAGUACCAGAACGUGGAGCUCAGGUUGUCCAUUUACGGACGCUGCAGGGACGAGUGGGACAAACUGGCCGAGUGGGCUGUAAAGCAUCGGGUCUACUCCACCAAUGUGCGCUGGCUUGUGCAAGUGCCCAGACUCUUCGACGUCUACCGCACGAAGAAACAACUGUGCAACUUCCAAGAGAUGCUGGAGAAUAUCUUCAUGCCUCUGUUUGAGGUCACAGUGAACCCGGGCAGCCAUCCAGAGCUUCACCUCUUCCUGCAGCACGUUGUGGGUUUCGACAGUGUGGAUGACGAAUCCAAACCAGAGCAACAUAUCUUUAACCUGGACAGUCCGCUGCCAGGCAACUGGACAGAGGAGGACAACCCGCCCUACUCCUAUUACCUCUAUUACAUGUAUGCAAACAUGACCGUGCUGAAUCACUUGCGCAGGCAGCGAGGCUUUCCCACGCUCGUCCUGCGUCCUCAUUGUGGGGAGGCGGGUCCGAUCCAUCACUUGGUGUCUGGUUUCAUGCUGUCAGAGAACAUCUCCCAUGGGCUGCUGCUCAGAAAGGCUCCUGUGCUGCAGUAUCUGUACUACUUGGCCCAGAUAGGUAUCGCCAUGUCGCCUCUCAGCAACAACAGCCUGUUCCUCAGCUACCAUCGUAACCCUCUCCCAGAGUACCUGUCCAGAGGCCUCGUGGUCUCUCUGUCCACGGACGACCCGCUGCAGUUUCACUUCACCAAGGAGCCCUUGAUGGAGGAGUACAGCAUUGCUGCUCAGGUGUGGAAAUUGAGCUCCUGCGACAUGUGUGAGCUGGCCAGAAACAGCGUGCUGAUGAGCGGAUUCUCUCAAAGGGUGAAGUGCUCCUGGCUCGGCCCAAAUCACACCAAGGAGGGGCAGGAGUGUAACGACAUCCGGCGCACCAACGUUCCUGACAUCCGCGUGGCGUACCGGUAUGAGACCCUGUGUGAGGAGAUAAAUUUAAUCACACAGGCCAUCCGCACAGACGAGCUGGAGACCAUCGAGGAAGAGGAAAGUCUGUGUUUGGCAGCUGGGCACGGAGAGAAGUGAAGGGUCACCACGACACAAACACUCUCAACAUUCCCUCUUUUCCCAUCAGGAUUUGGACGGUUUAACAUAUCACACCUGAGAAAUAAAAGAUGAGUGCUUUAGUCACAAGACCAUUAUGAGAGUUGCUACUGUGGCAGUACGAGAGAGGACCCAAGGUCUUCACUUCCUCUAGUUUCUUUUCUCUUUAAUCUGUCAUGUCAAUUUCACGUCGUCUCUUGAUGAAUUGAUUUUUAAACAUUGUGAUUUUUGUGGUUUGGAACAACAUUUUAUUAAGUUUUCUGUACAGGUAUUUCCUGUAACAAGCAUUUAAUAAUAUUGACAUUCAACAUUGAAUCCAUUAAUAAAACUUUGAGAGACUAUCAUCUGGAACAAUUUUUCACACUAAAGAGUCCAAUACAGGGCUGUAGUUACACCAUUGAGGACACUGAGGUCACACUCGUUAUCAUUUCCGCAAAUUUUGAAAGUUUAAGUGAUCAUGGUGAUGAUUACUUUUAAGUUUUUAACAAGUGGGCAGCGUGGAGGCUGCUUUGAAACAUGUUACUCAUCAUAUGGAAAGUAGAGGGGAAGUUCUGAGAGAUACUUUACCUCGUUGCGUUGUUGUUGGUUUCUAAAAGCUGGUUACCAGCUGUUAAAGGUGCAAUGUGUAAGCUAUGUAGAGAUUGGUUUCAAAGAGAUAUCGCCCGCACCGGAUGUUCCUUGGGAGGUAAUAGUGAGUCACUGCUGAGUCCGUUCUGAUUUGAGUCCAUCACGAGAGGACAAUGAAGUUGAGCAGCACCAUCGGCAUGUCACAGUUGUGGCUAGAAAGCAUUUGUCUAGAAUAAAUAUCCUAAACUCUUGUUGUAAUCAGAGUAACGGGAUGGAAAACAUUGAAGGGAUUGUGGUUCCAAGACCAGGAUGCCUUUUGCGGGAGAGUAGACCCUUGCUUUUGUAUUAAUGUUGCUUUUUUAAAUUUCCCUCUCAACUCACAAACCUGUGACUCUUCUAAAAAUUCAGUAGCUCAGUUCUCCGCAGCAACGGCUCGUCCUCCUCUAUGCUGGCAGUGAGUCUUGGCUUAGCGGUUUUUUUCACAUUUUAUCUGCACUGUUAGUGCAAGUUAGAUAUGAAAGGCUGCACCCUAUUCCCUUGAAGUAUGUCUUACACAUUGUAACUGAGCCCUAAACUUUGGUGUAGCUUUAAAAAAUGUCAUUUGUUUUCUUACUACUCGUAAUGACAACAUAGUUCACAUAUAGCUGUUCUGUUUCAUUUGGUUGUCGAGGUUCUUUUUACACUCCUUGCAACUAUUAAGUAGUUGAGAUGUUUGCAUGAUGGCUCCUUUCUUGUGUGCAGUAUUGCUACUUAGUUGUAGCAUCUUAUAUUAACUCUUAAUUGAUUAUUGUUUCAGUCUGAACAGUAACUCUGUUCUUUAUGUUCAUAUAUUAAAUAUACAUGUUUUAGUCAUUGUACAGUGAAUGAUCAUGCAUGAUCUUUUCAUUCAGUUUUCACUCUUGGCAUAAAAAAGCCAAAUUCAUGAAUAAACACUUUUUUUUGUUUAGAGAACUGAAAGAUGACAAACUUGACACACCAGUUUCAAACUCCUGCCUUAAAUCUUUGUCCUGUUUCUGGGGUUUCUUGUUGCCAUUCCAAAGCCCAAAGUGUCCCUCCAAGAGAAAUAUAUGUGCUGUUCUUGAAAUUGUAUUUAAUUGCAUUUGUGUUAAAGAAAAAUAAAUGUUCACAUUGAGUACUUUGUUAGCAGUAUUUGUGCUGUGGGGUGUCUUACGGGGAGUCAAAGCAAUG